Messenger RNA from Drosophila kikkawai, 1848 nucleotides. RefSeq lists its product as uncharacterized. The record is from RefSeq and is a predicted model, not a curated record. Lineage: Eukaryota; Metazoa; Arthropoda; Insecta; Diptera; Drosophilidae.
AUGCAGAGGUUGGAAGCAAAUGGCUAUGCAGAGCAGAUGGUGGAUUCUACCAUGGACCAACUGCAAGUCGCAUGCGAUGACUGCAUGACUGCCAAGCGUGCCCACUCUCGCCACAGGGACGGUGUACUUGAGGAACCAUACGAUUGCCGCGGCCAGAAGGCAAGGCGCCGUUACCAGCGCUCCUACCGUUUGAGCUCCCACCUGGAGAGGCGGUCCGAGUACCAUCGAAUCAUCGUCAAGAGGAUCCACGGGGCAAAACAGGGCUCCCCUCAUGACGCGGAGAGCACCGACAGGAUAGUCGAGCACCUGUUCCCGAAGGCGGAUAACCCCAGAGCUACGCUGGAGAUUGCUGAUUGCGGCCGUACCGCGCGAGCAAACCGUCCCGAUGUCUCCGACCUGGAGAGGCGGUCCGAGUACCACCGGUGCCGCAAGGCUCUCAAGGCGGCAAUCCGGGAAAGCAAAACCAAAUGCUUUCUGGACCUUUGCGACACCGCGGACCACGAUCCCUGGGGAAACGCCUACAGGAUCAUCGUCAAAAAGAUCCACGGGGCAAAACAGGGCGCCCCUCAUGACGCGGAGAGCAUCGACAGGAUAGUCGAGCACCUGUUCCCAAAGCCGGAUAACCCCAGAGCCACGCUGGAGAUUGCUACGCACUCUCUGGAAGGGUUCAAGCCAGUCCUGGAGACGGAAAUCUUGUCAGCGGUGCUGGAGCAGCUGAUCCGGACGAGGCUAGAGACGGCCAUCGCUGCGGCCGGCGAUCUAUCUGACUCCCAGUUAGGAUUUAGGAAGGCUACGUCGACGGUUGAUGCUAUCUCCAAAGUGGUGGGCAUCGCAAAAGCCGCCAUUGCGGGACAACGGUGGAAAGGAGGCGCGAAGGAGUACUGCUUGAUUGUCACGCUAGACAUCCGCAACGCCUUCAAUACGGUGAGAUGGGGAUGUAUCCUGGAUGCACUAUCCAGCUUCGGUGUACCCCCGUACUUGUUGGAGCUGCUGAAGAGCUAUUUCAGAGGCAGAACCCUGGUGUACGACUCGGACGGCGGUGUCAGAUCGGCCGAGCUCCCCUGCGGAGUUCAGCAACGCUCGGUUUUGGCACCGUUGCUGUGGAAUGCCAUGUACGAUGGUGUUCUGCGGCUCCCGCUCUCAGGCCGGACCGAGCUGGUGGGAUUUGCUGACGACAUAGCCGUAGUCGUAGUCGACAAGGAACUCUCAGGAGCCGAAGAUUUGUGCGACAGGAGCAUCAGCCGAAUUAACUCGUGGCUGGCUAGUGUUUGUCUACAACUAGAGCCGCAAAAAAUGAAAGCCGUAUUGGUGAGCAGCCGGAAGAAGGUGGAGGUCAUAACCAUCCGAGUGUGCGACGCCUUUAGGACGGUGUCCGAUCAGGCCGCGUUUGUCCUAGCCGGGACUUUUCCGCUGGACCUGUUAGCAGCAGAGAGGGCCAGUAUCCACGGCAAGACUAUUGGUAGAACGCGGACUCCUCGCGAGAAGCAGUUGGACUGCUGGCUGAGGAGGAAGCACGGUCUGGUAAACUUCCACCUGACCCAGAUUCUCAGCGGCCACGGCUGUUUCCCGAGCUAUUUGCGGAGAUUCGGCCACGAGGAAGAGGACACUUGCACGCACUGCCAAGGUCAGCCGCAGAAGACGGCAGAACACACGGUUUUUAACUGUGCGAGACUUGCCGGCGAGCGAGCAACACUGGAGGCCAGGCUGAGCUACACCAUCGCAGUGGAAAACUUAGUUCCGCUGAUGUUGAUAUCCGAAGCGAACUGGCAGGCCGUGUCGGACUUCGCAGCGAGGGCAAUGACGAUGCUCCGAGCAGAGGAGCGAUGCAGGAACCUGGAGGCAUCAUAG